AUGUCCACCCCGGACCCUCCCAUGGGAGGCAACCCCCGCCCAGGUCCAUCCCCUGGUCCAGGUCCCUCCCCUGGGGCACUGUUGGGCCCCAGCCCUGGUCCUUCCCCAGGUUCCACUCACAGCAUGAUGGGACCCAGUCCUGGUCCUCCUUCUUCUGGCCUCUCUCAGCCGGGCCCGUCUGGCUACAGCCAGGACAGUGUUCACCCACUGCACAAACCCAUGGAGGGCAUGCUUGAGAAGAGCAUGAGUGAGGAGAGUCGCUUCAGUCAAAUGAAGGGUCUGUCAGUGAGGCCGGGCGGGCACACUGGAAUGGGUCCACCACCCAGUCCCUUGGACCAACACUCACAAGGUUAUCAUUCUCCAUUAGGUGGUUCUGAUCAUUCCAGUCCAGUUCCUUCCAACGGUCCUCCAUCUGGACCUCUACUUCCAUCCUCCUCUUCAUCUUCCUCUUCAAUUGGCCCCGGCUCUGCCUCCACAGCUUUAGAAGGCCCCUGCGGAGACCAGCACUCUUUGGGCCCCAGCCACCGCUCUGGACCACUCAGCGGUUCGGGGCCAGGACCUAGCCCUGGACCUAGCCUAAGCUCCACAGUCCCCACCCUCGUGUCAGGUCUUGAAUCCGGUGGUCUUUCUGGACCCGCUGGCCCCGGGAGUCCUACUCCUUUCAACCAGGGCCAACUGCACCAACUCAGAGCUCAGAUCAUGGCCUACAAGAUGCUUGCCCGGGGUCAGCCCUUACCAGACCACCUCCAGAUGGCCGUCCAAGGGAAAAGACCUAUGCCUGGCAUGCAGCAACCCAUGGCAAGCUUGGGUCCGGGAGGUGGACCACCAGGACCAAUGAGUUCAGGCUACAGUCGAGCUCACGGAAUGAUGGGUCCUACUAUGCCUCCACCAGGUCCAUCAGGUGCAGCAGCUGGGAUGCAAGGCCAAAACCACAACGGUCCACCAAAGUCUUGGCCAGAAGCAGCACCGUCCAGCGCUCCCCAAAAGCUGAUCCCCCCUCAGCCCACUGGACGACCCUCACCCGCUCCCCCCUCGGUGCCCCCCGCAGCCUCCCCCGUCAUGCCUCCGCAGACGCAGUCACCGGGACAGCCGGCACAGCCGCCUCCCAUGAUGCCUUACCACAACAAGCAGAGCCGCAUCACCCCAAUACAAAAGCCCUGUGGCCUGGACCCUGUGGAGAUUCUGCAGGAGAGGGAAUACAGAUUGCAGGCUCGCAUCACACAUCGCAUCGCAGAGCUGGAGAACCUGCCAGGUUCUCUGGCUGGAGAUUUACGAACUAAAGCCACUAUAGAACUCAAAGCACUCCGACUGCUUAACUUCCAGAGACAGCUGCGACAGGAGGUGGUGGUGUGUAUGCGACGUGACACGGCUCUAGAAACGGCGCUGGAUGCCAAGGCCUACAAACGCAGCAAACGCCAAAGCUUGCGAGAGGCUCGCAUUACAGAGAAACUGGAGAAACAGCAAAAGAUUGAACAAGAACGCAAGCGCAGGCAGAAGCACCAGGAGUAUCUCAACAGCAUCCUUCAACAUGCCAAAGACUUCAAGGAGUACCAUCGAUCCAUCACAGGCAAAAUCCAAAAGCUGACCAAAGCUGUGGCGACCUACCACGCCAACACCGAACGGGAGCAAAAGAAGGAGAAUGAGCGCAUUGAGAAAGAGCGAAUGAGGAGACUUAUGGCUGAAGACGAGGAAGGCUACCGCAAACUGAUCGACCAGAAAAAGGACAAGCGCUUGGCCUACCUUCUGCAGCAGACUGAUGAGUAUGUGGCCAACCUCACCGAACUGGUCCGCGCGCACAAGGCUGCGCAGGCCCUUAAGGAGAAGAAGAAGAAGAAAAAGAAGAAGAAGAAGUUGGAGAGUCCUGAGGGACAGACUCCAGCUCUGGGGCCUGAUGGAGAGCCUCUGGAUGAGACGAGUCAGAUGAGCGACCUUCCUGUAAAGGUCAUCCACGUGGACAGCGGCAACAUCUUGACCGGGGUGGACGCUCCUAAGGCGGGACAGUUGGAGACAUGGCUGGAGAUGAACCCUGGUUAUGAGGUGGCCCCACGCUCGGACAGUGAAGACAGUGAGGAUGAAGAGGAGGAAGAGGAAGAAGAGGAGGACCAUCAUUCUUCGUCUGCAACAACAGAAGAAAAAAAGAAGAUAAGUGACCCUGACAGUGAAGACGUGUCAGAGGUAGACGUGCGACACAUUAUCGAGAACGCCAAACAGGAUGUGGAUGACGAGUAUAGUGGUGCAGCGUUUGCAAGGGGACUUCAGUCUUACUACGCUGUAGCUCAUGCCGUCACCGAAAAGGUGGAAAAGCAGUCAACUUUAUUGGUAAACGGACAACUCAAACAGUAUCAGAUUAAAGGUCUGGAGUGGCUGGUGUCACUGUACAACAACAACCUCAACGGCAUUUUGGCUGAUGAAAUGGGUCUGGGCAAAACCAUCCAGACGAUUGCACUCAUCACGUACCUCAUGGAGCACAAGCGGCUCAAUGGACCCUACCUCAUCAUCGUGCCCCUCUCGACCCUUUCAAACUGGGUGUACGAGUUUGACAAGUGGGCACCAACAGUUGUUAAAGUGUCCUAUAAGGGUUCACCGGCUGCUAGAAGAGCUUUUGUCCCACAGUUGCGUAGUGGCAAAUUUAAUGUUCUCCUCACCACCUAUGAGUACAUUAUCAAAGACAAGCAAGUCCUGGCUAAGAUCCGCUGGAAGUACAUGAUCGUAGAUGAAGGACACCGGAUGAAAAACCACCACUGUAAGCUGACGCAGGUUCUGAACACACACUACUUGGCGCCGAGGCGAGUUCUGCUGACUGGCACGCCGCUGCAGAACAAGCUCCCUGAGUUGUGGGCUCUUCUCAACUUCCUCCUGCCCACCAUUUUUAAGAGCUGCAGCACCUUCGAACAGUGGUUCAAUGCCCCUUUUGCAAUGACUGGAGAGAAGGUGGAUCUCAACGAAGAAGAGACCAUCUUGAUCAUUCGUCGUCUUCACAAAGUGCUCCGUCCAUUCUUGUUGCGUAGGUUGAAGAAAGAAGUGGAGGCUCAGCUUCCAGAGAAGGUGGAAUACGUGAUCAAGUGUGACAUGUCAUCUCUCCAGCGAGUGCUCUACAGACACAUGCAGGCCAAAGGCGUGCUGCUGACCGAUGGCUCUGAGAAAGACAAGAAGGGCAAAGGAGGCACCAAGACGUUGAUGAACACCAUCAUGCAGUUGAGGAAGAUUUGUAACCAUCCAUAUAUGUUCCAGCAGAUUGAGGAAUCCUUCUCAGAACAUUUAGGCUUUUCUGGCGGAAUAGUACAAGGCCCUGACCUAUAUCGAGCAUCGGGAAAAUUCGAGGUGUUGGAUCGGAUCCUCCCCAAACUGCGGGCGACAAACCAUAAAGUGCUGCUCUUCUGUCAGAUGACCUCACUCAUGACUAUCAUGGAGGACUACUUUGCCUACCGUAGCUUUAAGUAUCUGCGUCUGGAUGGUACUACAAAGGCUGAAGACAGAGGAAUGUUACUAAAGACCUUCAACGAUGCCGAGUCUGAAUAUUUCAUUUUCCUCCUGAGCACUCGAGCGGGAGGCCUAGGACUCAACUUGCAGUCUGCCGAUACUGUCAUCAUCUUUGACUCGGAUUGGAACCCACACCAGGACCUGCAAGCCCAGGACAGAGCUCACCGCAUUGGCCAACAAAACGAGGUGCGCGUGCUGCGCCUGUGCACGGUCAACAGUGUCGAGGAGAAGAUUUUGGCUGCCGCGAAGUACAAACUGAACGUAGACCAAAAGGUGAUCCAGGCCGGCAUGUUCGACCAGAAGUCGUCCAGCCAUGAGCGCAGGGCCUUCCUCCAAGCCAUUUUGGAGCAUGAAGAGCAGGACGAAGUCUGGGGACAAGACGUGUGUCUACGGUUGAAUGAAGAGGACGAAGUUCCUGACGACGAGACGGUCAACCAAAUGAUCGCCAGAAGCGAAGAGGAGUUUGAUCAGUUUAUGCGCAUGGAUUUGGACCGCCGGCGUGAGGAAGCCCGCAACCCUCGGCGUAAGCCUCGUCUAAUGGAGGAGGACGAGUUGCCUACCUGGAUCAUGAAGGAUGACGCUGAAGUUGAGCGACUCACCUGCGAGGAAGAGGAGGAAAAAAUGUUUGGACGAGGUUCCCGCCAGCGGAAGGAGGUUGACUACAGCGAUUCAUUGACGGAGAAGCAAUGGCUCAAGCAGGCCAUCGAGGAGGGCACGCUGGAGGAGGUGGAGGAGGAAGUGCGGCACAAGAAGACCACUCGAAAGAGGAAACGGGAUCGGGAUCUGGACCUCCCUGUGCCCUCAUGCUCUUCAGGAGGAAGAGGACGAGGAGACAAAGAUGACGAUGCAAAGAGGCAGCGAAAAAGGGGGAGACCACCUGUUGAGAAGAUAUCGCCCAAUCCUCCUGCCCUCAACAAGAAGAUGAAGAAGAUCAUCGAUGGUGUUAUCAGAUACAAAGAUGGUGCAAGUGGACGUCAACUCAGCGAGGUGUUCAUUCAAUUACCAUCUCGCAAGGAGUUGCCCGAAUAUUAUGAGCUGAUUCGCAAACCAGUGGACUUCAGGAAGAUCAAGGAGAGAAUUCGAGGUCACCGCUACCGCAGCCUUGCCGACCUGGAGAGAGACAUCAUGCUGCUUUUCCAGAAUGCACAAACCUUCAACCUCGAGGGAUCACUGAUAUACGAGGACUCCAUCGUGCUUCAAUCGGUCUUCACCAGCCUGAGGCAAAAAAUCGAAAAGGAGGAGGAGAGCGAGGGUGAGUACAGCGAGGAAGAAGAGGACGAGCAAGAUGACGGUUCAGAGUCUGAAUCCCGUUCGGUCAAAGUCAAGAUCCGACUGGGCAAGAAGGAGCGAGGCGGCGAUCGAGGGAAAGGACGCAGCAGACGAUCGGGACGCACCAGAGCCAAACCUGUGGUUAGUGAUGACGAUUCUGAGGAAGAACAGGAAGAGGAGCACUCCCUAAGUGCCACUGAUGACGAGUCCUGAAUUGCACUUUGAUGUGAGAAUGUAAGAGCGAGGUGGGCUACAAAAAUAUAUUCCGCCUGCUCACACAUUUAAAGUACAUCAUAAAUAAAUUAAACCUCCAUGCACCUAUAAACACAAAGGGCAUAAAACACAAGGGAUUGCUAUAAUGCAAAUGAAAAAAUUUGGCCAAGGACUUUAUUAUGGGUGUACCUUUCCUGAAUUGGCUCACUUUUAGCUUUUUAAGCCUUCAUUUUAAUAACAGGUCAGUAAUGAGAUGUGUAUUUACGAGCUGUAGGAAUCAUAUUAAAACUGAGGCGAUCGAAUGAUUGCUUCCUGCCCCUUCCAGUGGAAAUGGAUUGGACAUCUAUUGCUGUCAAUUGAUGUUUUCAAUGUCUAUUUCCCUCUGUUACUAACUACCACAACAUAUACUCUGUAAAUGAGUUAAACUAAUAAUGACUUUUUAAUAGAUUUCCACUGUCCCUGAAAGGUUUAACUGGUAAUCAUUUGAAAGCAUAAUCAUGUUAAAUUCCUGGCCCAAGAAUUCACAGCACAUUAACCCUUCAAUUAUACCCUCCUACCCAGUAUUUCAUACGAAGAUGCCCUAAUUCUGGGUUUCUAAGUGUAUAAAAAAAUAGGUUAUUGGCACUUAGUUAAACCUUCAUGAACUGUUUACAUAAACAGUGAGGAGUCUCUUCUGCUCUGCCCCAAUACUUACUAGCUUUGAAGUUUGAACAUGCCAAAUAGUGAGAAUUGACUUCAUAUGAAACUACAUUUUAUUUUGUCUUCACACGGACUACUGGCAUUUUUUUUUAUUUUUUUUUAUAACUUACAUAGGUGUUCAUAAUAGUGUGUACUAAGUUUACAUUGUUGAAUUUUUUCAUUUGACAGUACUUCUUCUUGAGAACAAGCUAUUAAGCGCUGAGGAAAAAAAUAAGAGUUAAAAAAGGCACAAUAUGGAACAAUUCCAAUGUACAGUAUAUUUAGAUACAAAAUGCUUUGUAUUUAAGGGGUUAAGAUGUAACUAGAUUUUCAAAAAUGAUCUUAUCUGGCCAAAAGAAUUCUGAGACCACUAAAUCCAGUAAACACUGAAUGUAUCCAGAAAAUACUUUCAAACUGCCAAAAAGCAACCACCUUCCUCAGCCUGUGUACAUAAUUUGGUCAAUUAAAAACCAACGUACACUGCUAUAUUUGGGUUGGAUGUUGAGCCUUAAAAACACUUCUCAGAAAUUGUGAAGUGACCAAACGCAGUAUCUUGACAGAUGGUUAAUGGAGGACGCGCUUCACGUACGUAUUUUUGCAUCAAAAUAGCCUUGAUGCUGCUGCUUGCAUGUCUUGUAGCAUUUCAUAGAGUACAUUAAACUCUUGAUCCAACGAAUAUCUUAAACAGCAACUUUUUCUUCCCCUGUAUUUCGUGACUAUAAGUUGUCAAAAAUUUUCCUUGUACUUUUUAUGUUAGUUUUUGAUUUCAAGACAAAGGACCAGAGGGACAUUGGCUCCUCUCUGCUUUGAAUGCCUCAUGGCCAGACAGUGUUGGAUAUUCUGUGUGCAAUUUGUUUUGGUGACUUUUCUUGAGAACUGUACUUCAUUGUAAUUUUGUUAUUUAUGGUAGGUAGUCAAGAACAUGCAGCCAAAGCAUCAACACUUCCAUGUGUGUGUGUUGUGUUGUCGUUGUCACUGGAAAAAACAUUGUAACAAUAAAUUAAGCGUAAAAGUG
This is a messenger RNA of Corythoichthys intestinalis (scribbled pipefish), 6655 nucleotides long. RefSeq names its product transcription activator BRG1. Gene Ontology annotation, biological process: positive regulation of transcription by RNA polymerase II. Lineage: Eukaryota; Metazoa; Chordata; Actinopteri; Syngnathiformes; Syngnathidae. The transcript has 33 exons. The record is from RefSeq and is a predicted model, not a curated record. The coding region runs from base 1 to 4962 and encodes 1653 amino acids. Gene Ontology annotation, molecular function: ATP-dependent chromatin remodeler activity; DNA binding; transcription factor binding. Gene Ontology annotation, cellular component: nucleus.